Molecule: messenger RNA, 363 nt
Organism: Lactuca saligna
Lineage: Eukaryota; Viridiplantae; Streptophyta; Magnoliopsida; Asterales; Asteraceae
Source: the annotation of a GenBank genome assembly
AUGCUAAUGAUCUCCACAAAUAGUUAUUCAAAUGGAGUAAAACCCACUUUUAAGACUAGGUUGAAGAAAUGUAAAUUAUUUGAAUGGAAAGACGAGGAACAGGAAGAAGUGUACUACAAAAACCUUAUAGAUUCUCUGAAGCAGAAACUGGAUGUUAAAGAGGAUUUAUCUGAGAUGAAAAUUUUGAGGACACAGAUUGCUAAAGUGGAGUUCAUGCUGUCACAGGAGAAGUUUAAGGUGGCAAAGAGUGAGAAAGAUGUGUCUGAUUCAAGAAAGACAAUAGGCAGGUAUAAGAUGAUAAUUGCAUUGUUGUUUGCUGGCUUGGUCUUUUGUGUUUUGAAGUUAGGGAGUGAUUGUAGUUAG